UGGUUUUUGUAACCGACGGUUUCAUUCCGUUGACAGUUUUCGAAUUGGUCUUCAGUUGCGUUCGCGUCGCGUUGCGUUGAGGUUGAGGUUGAUAUUGAAUUCCAGAGAGAGAGUCGCUUCCGUGAGUUUCACUUUCGCCGAAAUUUGUAGCCAAAUCAAGAUGCGGCCCAACCUGAGGAUGCGGUUGAUCCUGCUGCUGGGCCUGUGUGUGUUCAUCUGCAGGAUACAGGGCCAGCUGAUUGGCGGCGAGGAGGACGAAGAGGACGAGGAGGAGGAGGAAGAGGAGGAGGAGAGCGUCGAGGACGAAACGCUGGAGGAUCGACUGCAGCGCAAAAACAUCAAGCAGGACUCAACCCUCAGCGUGGACAAAUUAAUCGCCAAGUACGGCUACGAGGCGGAGGUGCAUCAUGUGACCACCGAGGACGGAUACAUCCUCACCAUGCACCGCAUCCGGAAGCAGGGCGCCCCGCCAUUCCUCCUCCAGCACGGACUCGUGGACAGCUCGGCGGGAUUUGUGGUAAUGGGUCCCAACGUGAGCCUGGCCUACUUGCUGGCCGACCACAACUACGACGUUUGGCUGGGGAACGCGCGGGGUAAUCGCUACUCGAGGAACCACACCACCCUCGAUCCGGACGAGUCCAAGUUCUGGGACUUCAGCUGGCACGAGAUCGGCAUGUACGACCUGCCGGCGAUGAUUGAUCAUGUGCUGAAGGCCACCGGAUUCCCGAAGCUCCACUACGCCGGCCACUCCCAAGGCUGCACCUCCUUCUUCGUGAUGUGCUCCAUGCGGCCGGCCUACAACGCCAAGGUCGUCUCCAUGCAGGCCCUGGCCCCCGCCGUCUACGCCAAGGAGACGGAGGACCAUCCCUACAUCCGGGCCAUCAGCUUGUACUUCAAUAGCCUUGUAGGCGGCUCAAUCAGGGAGAUGUUCAACGGCGAGUUCCGCUUCUUAUGUCGAAUGACCGAGGAAACGGAACGCUUGUGCAUUGAGGCUGUCUUUGGGAUCGUGGGGCGCAACUGGAACGAGUUCAACAGGAAAAUGUUUCCCGUGAUCCUGGGUCACUAUCCGGCUGGAGUGGCUGCCAAGCAGGUGAAGCACUUCAUCCAGAUCAUCAAGAGCGGUCGGUUUGCGCCGUAUAGCUACAGUUCGAAUAAGAACAUGCAAUUGUACAGAGACCACCUGCCACCACGUUACAACCUGAGCCAGGUGACAGUGCCCACUUUCGUGUAUUACUCCACGAACGAUCUGCUGUGUCAUCCCAACGACGUGGAGUCCAUGUGCGAUGACUUGGGCAACGUGACGGGGAAGUACCUGGUGCCUCAGAAGGAGUUCAACCACAUGGAUUUCCUCUGGGCCAUCGAUGUGCGGAAAAUGCUCUACCGACGGAUGCUGCAGGUGCUGGGAAAACUGCCCGAGGACACACAUGAAGAGGCUAAUCGAUCCAGAAGGUCACUCCGAGGAAGAUCGAUAUGAAUUUAGUUAUAAAACAGAUAUCCAAAAUAUUUAUAACAAUUAAGUAUUUAUUUGACAAAUAAAAUAGUAAGUAUUAUUUGUUUGA
This is a messenger RNA of Drosophila rhopaloa, 1559 nucleotides long. Its product is annotated as lipase 1. Gene Ontology annotation, molecular function: hydrolase activity, acting on ester bonds. The transcript is spliced from 5 exons. Gene Ontology annotation, biological process: lipid metabolic process. NCBI's taxonomy places the organism in Eukaryota, Metazoa, Arthropoda, Insecta, Diptera, Drosophilidae. The coding region runs from base 161 to 1474 and encodes 437 amino acids. The record is from RefSeq and is a predicted model, not a curated record.